AUGGCUGCUGGACUCAAGACUAUCAUCGCACUGUCCUUUGUUCUCGCUAUUGGCUUCCUCCUCGUCAUCCUCUCCUCCGCAUUAUGGCACAAGUACUGGCCUCUGCUGGUGGUUGCCAUCUAUGUUAUCGCGCCUCUACCCAACUGGAUCUGCCAACGAUGCGCAAAUCCCGAUGAUUUCAUGGACAGCUCGAGUAACUCCGCCAUGGACUUUGGACGGUUCAUGACGGGAUUUUUGGUCCUGACUGGAAUUGCCCUUCCCGUUGUCCUUGCCCACAGCGGUGCGAUCGAGCUCCCCGCUAUGAUCAUGUCCAUUUUCGGUGGUCUUUUGAUCUACGGUACCAUUAUUAGCUUUUCGAUGUUCUUCCAGGAGCAGGAAGAGUUCUAA
This is a messenger RNA of Penicillium soppii, 387 nucleotides long. RefSeq names its product Vps55 family protein. The record is from RefSeq and is a predicted model, not a curated record. NCBI's taxonomy places the organism in Eukaryota, Fungi, Ascomycota, Eurotiomycetes, Eurotiales, Aspergillaceae. Gene Ontology annotation, biological process: late endosome to vacuole transport via multivesicular body sorting pathway. Bases 1 to 387 code for a protein of 128 amino acids. Gene Ontology annotation, cellular component: endosome; Vps55/Vps68 complex. The transcript is spliced from 3 exons.